Messenger RNA from Scophthalmus maximus (turbot), 1563 nucleotides. It is a transcript of the gene dpt, whose product is annotated as dermatopontin. Gene Ontology annotation, molecular function: extracellular matrix structural constituent. Gene Ontology annotation, biological process: collagen fibril organization. The transcript has 5 exons. Lineage: Eukaryota; Metazoa; Chordata; Actinopteri; Pleuronectiformes; Scophthalmidae. The coding region runs from base 356 to 931 and encodes 191 amino acids. Gene Ontology annotation, cellular component: extracellular matrix. The record is from RefSeq and is a predicted model, not a curated record.
UCUUGAGCAUAGGUGAGGAUUUUGUAUCAAGACCAUGUCGCACUGCGCAUCGCUCUGGCUCACUGAUUCUCCAUCUGUCAAGCGUGUUCGUGUGUUCACUCUGGGGGCAGAUCUACCGCAGGAAAUCAAGUGGUACAGAUCACAAGAUGAAGGUACACCCUUCUCUGCCGUGGGACUUUGUCCGUGCUCUAUCUCAGAGUCCUCCUUAAAAAUGUCAAGUGGUUCUGGAUUUGUCCUGCGAGGAGAAAAUUACACAUCCCUCCCGGGUCCACAACAUCUGGAAAACAAAAGGCUCUGCGGAGUUUAAACCGAGGCAGCUGUGAGGGAGCGCGGCAGAAGGACUCGCUGCUUCAACAUGAAUCCUGCUCUGGUGAUGCUGGCGGUGUCCCUGCUGACAGCGGUCGCAGCCCAGUCUCACGAUCACCACGACAUGGCCUGGGUCAACGGCUACCGCCAGGGCUUCAACUUCCAGUGUCCCCACGGGGAGGUCCUCGUGGCGAUCAGGAGCUACUUCAGCGAGGCGGACGGCUCGGACCGCUUGUGGACGUUCGAGUGCCAGCCCACACCUGAGGGUCUGGGGGAGCCCAGUGACUGCUGGUGGGACGACAUCAACCGUGCUGGGAUGGAGUGGACUUCAACUUGUACUCGAAAUGGCCUGGUGGCAGGGGUGCAAAGCAAGUACUUUGAAUCUGUGCUCGACCGGGAAUGGCAGUUCUACUGCUGCUUCUACAAACGCCGGUGUCCUUACUCCUGCAUGAAGACCAAUGACAAUCCUGAAUAUUACAGAGAAGAGGCCGAGAUGGUGGUCCCUAGUUAUGGCUACUUCAUCCGAGGUGCUCAGACCACCUUCAGUGGAGUGCUGAGAGAUCGGCAAUGGAAGUACAUCCUGUGCAGAAUGACAGACUUUGACUGUGAAUUUGAGAAUUUGUAGAUUUGCAGCAUUGCUCCCGAACCAUACAUCUCAGUCAGAACUAAAAUACAUAUUUACUCCCACAUUUAAAUAAAGACAUAACACUGACAUUACACAGAACUGAUAUGGUUCAUGUUUUUCAUUCAUGUACUUUCUAGUAAUAAAACCACUAACCGCAGGCAUGAGAUACAUGCCUGUGUAAUCACAGUUUUUUUUUUGUUUUUUUUAGUCUAGCAUGCAAUAUGACUGUUCAUAUAAAGGUUACUCUUAAAAUAAACAUUAACACAGAGUGUCUAUAGGGGAUUUGGGCCCCACCACACACUUACAGACGGCUCAAGUGUUUUUUCAUUUAGUUGCAGGAGGAACUGGGAGUCUUUUCGGCAACACGUGAAAGUGGUUUUACAAAACAAACUCAAUUACUUGAUGCUGCGCUCCAUGCUCCACGGCCUCAUGGCCGAGGUCACGCAAAAACACCUCGUUCACUCUCACAAGAUGGAAAGAAAAGGUGUGUUGGAAGUGAUGAAAGGGGCUCCUUCGGAAUCUCUGACACCGUGAGCUUCGCAUGCAAUGAAAUGUGUCCCGCCUGCUUUCAAUCGACUUCACAUUGCUCCUGUAAUAAAAGCGCCUUGUUCGGUUUGGCAAUCACAACUGUA